Molecule: messenger RNA, 603 nt
Organism: Trypanosoma conorhini
Lineage: Eukaryota; Euglenozoa; Kinetoplastea; Trypanosomatida; Trypanosomatidae
Exons: 1
Coding region: 1-603 (200 amino acids)
Source: RefSeq, a predicted model, not a curated record
AUGGCGGACUUCGCCGCGUUCCGCGAGUUUCAGGCGCGCUCCUCCAUCGUCGUCGAGCGGGAGCGCGCCGUCGACCUCCGCCGCAGGAUGCUGCAGGAGCUGACGCAGAACGUCCAGCAGCUCACGGAGGAGUGCAGGCGGCGGGAGGAGCAGCUGCAGCCGGAGCGGCUCCGCUUCGCCCAACGCAGGGCCGCGCAGGACGAGAAGGUGGGCGCGAAGGAGGCCCAGGGGCAGGCGCAGCGCGAGCGCGUCGCCGCACUGGACGCUGAAGAGACGCGGCUGCGUGCCGCCAUUGCGGAGCGGGAGGAGGAGAUGCAGCGGGUGCACGGGGAGCUGCAGCAGCGGCAGUCGCUCUCCGUGAGGCUGCAGGAGGCGAAGGGUGGGCUGACGCGCCUCAAGUGCCAGCUGGAGGAGUGGGACGCGAAGGUGAUGAAGUUAGAGACGCGCACUGCGAAGAUGGAGAUGACCGCGGAGAAGCGGCACGCCGCCCUCGCCGAGCGGCUGCCGGCCUACGACAUGCCGCAGAUAGAAGCCGAGCGCGGCGGCGCUCUAGAGGACAUCGCCGGUGAAAGUAUUCUUCUUGUUGACGAAUUCAAUCAGUGA